UCAUCGCGCUGUUUCAUAAACAUGAACGAAAGGUCAAUACCUGUUUGACAAAGUAUGAUAUAUUCAUUAUUUAUUUUUUUCCAUUGUAGGAGAAUAUAAAGAAGUAACAAGAAAAAGUUGUUAGAAGAAUAAUGAAUAAAAUGGAGUGCCCCAUAGCACCUACGUUAAAUGUUCUUGACCCGGAUGAUAAGCUAAUGAAGAAAUUUCAAACAACACUUCAUACACAUCUAUCGCGUAUUAACAAUAAGCUAUCUGAAGAAAUACUAAAUCUUGAAGCAUCAUUAAAACAAGCUGAGAAAGAGUUGAAAUCAGAAGGUAUACAACUUUAUCAGACUCAACAAGAAGUUGAACGUCAGCAUGUAACCAUAAAACAAUAUAAAGAAGCACUAACAAAAAUUACACUAUUGAAGAAAAAAAGAAGUUGUAAUAUAGAAGAUGCUAAAAAAACUUUAGAUGAAAAUAAUGUUAAAUUAAAAGAGGAGCAAAAUAAGAAAGAAAAACUUUCUCAAGAAUUAAAAAAUUUAUUGGCUUUUCAUAAUUGCUUGUCUAAAUGGGAAAAGGAUUUAAAUGAUUAUCUCAUUGUAUCUAAACAAAUGUCGUUACAAGAUGCUAAUAAAAAUAGGAUGUUAAUUAACGAAAAACAACAAAGAGAUUUUAUUUUACAUAAAUUAAAAGAAGAAGUACGGAAAAUUGAAGAAGAAAUAGCAUAUCUAGAUGAGCAAUUACAAAUUAAAAAUAAGGAAAAGGAAGAUGCUAAUAAAAUGAUAAUUUAUACGAAUACAGAUCUAGAAACUCUACACAGAAAACACAAAGACUUACAUAAUAUAUGGAAGUCUGUAGUAAAUAAUAUUUGGAAACGAAAUGAUGUUUAUGAUCAACUACAUAUUGAACAGGAAGAAGCACAUAAAUCAUAUAAUCUAUUAUUAACAGAAAUUCAAAAAAUUAAAAAAGAAACUGAAAAAGAAAUGGAAGUUAAUGAACAUUUAACAUCUUUAUCGUUUCGUUUACAAAAUAAUAUUAAAACUGCAUCAAAUGUAACAUUAAUGUAUAAUGAAAAAAUUACGAACAUUGAAUCUCAAUUAAUAAAUCUCGCAAAAAUUAAUGAACAAACACAGUAUGAUUACAAUGUUAUUUUUACUAAAUACCAAAAAUGUUUACACGAAGAAGAACAAAUAAAUCGAAAGUUGGAAACAAUUUUUGAAAAGAAAAAAUAUUUGGAAGACACAAUAUGUGAAAAAUUAGAAGAAAAGAUUAUAAGCAAUAAAACAGCAAAAUAUGUAACUGAAUUAUUAAUAAAUACAAAAAAUUCUGUAUUAAAUUAUGAAAUAUCAGUUGCUCAUAUAGAAAAUACAUACGGAAAUAAUUUGUUAGAAUUAGAAAAACUUUCAAACUUUGUUCAAAAUGAGAAAACUGAGUUACAUGAACUAUUACAAAAUAAUGUUGACAAAGAAAAACAAAUAGACAAAUUAGAAAAAGAGAUAAGAAAAUACGAAUUUACGGUUGAAAGAAAACAAACAAAACUUCUUGAAAUAAAUAAACUUAUCGAUGAGAUUGUACCAAAUAUUGGUGGUGAAGAGUUAAGCCCACAAGAUUUAAAAAUUAAUAGUUUGGAAAAAAAUAUUCAAGAAAUUGAACAAAAUAUUCAAAAAGCGCAACAGUUUUGGAUCCGUCAACAAGGUUUUAUCGUUUCAUUAAGCCAACAGAGAGAAUCACAGUUACGUGAAUUAAACGUUCUUGAAAAAGAAAUUAUGAUAAUGAGACAGAAAAACCUGAAAUUAAACUAUGCUCUAGAAAUGCUAGUAAAAAAAGAAACAAGUACAAAUAAAGCUAUAGCUUUUCUUGAUAAAAAACUAUCAUUUAUGAAUGCUAAUUUGACGAUACAAAAAGAUUUAAAAAAAGCGUUAGAAAAUAAAAAUUGCAGGGUAACAAAUGAGUCUAUCUUAUCCUUUCAAGAAUUUGAAUUAGAACUCGUAAAAUUACAAAGCGACUUAAGUAAUUUAGAUAGUGAAAAAAAUAUGUUAAAGGAAGAAUUGAAGUGUGCACAACAAGAAAGUUUAUCAUGGAAAAAGAAAGUGCUGUUAAUACAAGAAACAAUACAAAAUGUGAAACAAGAACACAGUACUGGUGAUAUAGCAUUAAUGAAAAGUGAAAUUCAUAAAAUGGAAACAAGGCUCUCUUAUUUGAAAAAAAUUCAGGAAAAAUUAAUCCACGAUAUGGAUCUGUGUGUUACAAGAAGAGAUAUUAUGAUUAAUAAAGUUCUUAGUAAACUUAAUAGAAAUCCAAAAGAAAAACACAAUAAGAAGGUUGUAAUGUGUAAACGUUUAUCUGGUCAGCAAGCAAAAAUUAAACAGCUUUUAAAAGUUACAAAGCAAAUUAAUAAUAUGGUAGAAAAAUUAAACAGCCAAAUAAAAAACACUCAAAGCAAAAUAGUCAAUUGUCAGGAACUUUUACAAAAUUUAAAAGAACCCCUUUCUAACAUAGAGAAUGAAAUUGAACAAUUGGAAAAGAUAAAAUAUCACAAUUUGCAUAGUUUGGUUCUUAAACAAAGAAAAGCGAGACAAUUACAUGAUAUAAAAAAUGGCACUUAUAGAAUGAUUUAUAAAGGUGAAUGUAUAAUUGAAGAAAACUUGCAAAAAGAACAUAGUUAUAGAGAAUAUCUAAAAUAUGUCUUACAAAAAACUGAUAAUGAUUUUCCAAUGAUGAAAGAUAAUAUGAGGAAGAUAUUAUUAACUCUGCAAGUCUUUGAGGAAUUCUAUGAAUAUAUAAGAUAAGAUACAUCUAUAACUUUUAUAUUAUCAUAUCGUGUACUUAGAACUGUGUAAGAAGAUUACACAGUGAUCCAUAAUACCUCUCACUGUUACAAAAAAUUAUUUUAUCAAGAUAUAUAUCUAUUUGUGUACAUUAUAUAAUUUACUUUAUUGUAUUCAGUAUUUCUUGAUAUGGUAAUUUCUAAAACGAAUUGAAAUUAUGAUAUAUACCUGGACACAGAAAACGUGAAAAUCAAAAAAUUGAAUACAGAAAAAUACAUGCAUUACAAAUAACGGUCAGUUAUUUAUGUCCGUUAUUAUUAUAUAUUCAAUAAAUAACUCGUCAAUUAAA
This is a messenger RNA of Osmia bicornis bicornis, 3099 nucleotides long. RefSeq names its product coiled-coil domain-containing protein 40 (gene l(2)41Ab). NCBI's taxonomy places the organism in Eukaryota, Metazoa, Arthropoda, Insecta, Hymenoptera, Megachilidae. The record is from RefSeq and is a predicted model, not a curated record. The coding region runs from base 132 to 2771 and encodes 879 amino acids. Gene Ontology annotation, cellular component: cytoplasm. The transcript has 8 exons. Gene Ontology annotation, biological process: axoneme assembly.